This is a messenger RNA of Juglans regia (Persian walnut), 848 nucleotides long. Its product is annotated as zinc finger protein 5-like. The record is from RefSeq and is a predicted model, not a curated record. Gene Ontology annotation, cellular component: nucleus. Gene Ontology annotation, molecular function: transcription cis-regulatory region binding; DNA-binding transcription factor activity. Bases 27 to 848 code for a protein of 273 amino acids. Gene Ontology annotation, biological process: trichome morphogenesis; trichome differentiation; gibberellic acid mediated signaling pathway. Lineage: Eukaryota; Viridiplantae; Streptophyta; Magnoliopsida; Fagales; Juglandaceae. The transcript has a single exon.
UCGAUCCUUUUUAAUUAAUUAGAGCGAUGACAAAGGGUGAGUCUAAUCCAUCAUCUCCCAUAUGGGAUGUAGAAAAUGGACAUUCUGCCUCUUCUUGUGCUGAUGAGAAGAAACUCAAAUUAUUUGGUUUUGAUCUGAAGCCAUAUUAUAAUAAGAUCAAGAACGAGAGCAAUCUGAAAGGCCAUGCGGAUGGAGAUUAUGAGAGUGCAAACUCAUCUUCAACAUCAGCUUCCUCUGGAAGAGAUCAGAAACCAGCUUCCAAGGAGAGCUUAGCAGCCGGGGGCCCUGCAGAUGACAAUAAAAGAUUUGAGUGCCAAUAUUGUUUCAAGGAAUUCGCAAACUCACAGGCAUUGGGAGGCCAUCAAAAUGCCCAUAAGAAGGAGAGGAUGAAGAAGAAGAGGUUGCAGCUUCAAGCCAGGAAGGCCAGCAGUAUCAACUGUUACCUACAACCUCUGAAAAACAACCUGCUGCAUGGUUUUCCAUCCAACGGUCCUAUGCCUUUGCUUUACAGUAGUACUCCCCCAUCUUGUAGUACUACUAGUGAUCAUCAGUUCAAACUCUAUGAUCAUGAAUCUCAGAUUUGUUUCAAUCCCUUUGAUGAUCAUCAAGAUACCCUGCAUCUUCGAACUGGGUCAAGGUUAUCAAAGUGGUAUGCUGUACCUGCUGCUCACAUAUCUUUCCAACAAGAUUCACGUACCUUCAGUUUAACACAUAGUACUGACAGAUCCGGAGAGAACAGGCAUGCAGUUGUCUUUAAGCCCUCUUCUCCUUUACCCUCUUCCCAGCAGAGUUUUAAAUCUCUGGAUCUUCAAUUAGGUCUAGGCAUUCAAUCAAAUAUACGAAGCUAG